AUGGCUACAGAAGCGGGUCAAUCACAGUCGUGUAAUUUGAGUGAAGUACCCCCACCCAAAUCGACGUACCUGAAUGUCCUAACCCAAGGUCAGAGGUCAUUGGAUACCCGAAUUCGGUUUCGUUCACCUUCAGAAAAUUCUGGAGGCAGAUUGUCUGUUGACUCAAGUAGGAGUGAUGGCGGUCGAGGUAUUAUUAAUAGCGGAAACUCCCGUUGCAUCCAAAUGGGUCUUAUCGAGGAGAGUAUGAGGGAUAAUGACAUUGAUGAUGUUGACUAUUUGGAAGACUCCCCCGAGGGUGAUGACGAGGAUGAUGAUGACGACGAUGAGGAGGAAAAGGACAAUGAGGUCGAUGAUGGUGGACAUGGUAAAGACAAUGACUGGGGUGAUGACCCUGGACCUAGUACAGGUUGA
Arachis ipaensis is the source of this 411-nucleotide messenger RNA. NCBI's taxonomy places the organism in Eukaryota, Viridiplantae, Streptophyta, Magnoliopsida, Fabales, Fabaceae. The record is from RefSeq and is a predicted model, not a curated record.